GCCGCCAACAUCGCUACUGUCGUCGUCGUCGUUCUUCUUUCACGGAUCAAAUACGCCGGCUGCGAGUACCGAACUACCUCGAGCCGCGACCCGGGACCUAAGUCGAGCGGGAUGACGCGAAAAAAAUGUGUGUCGUAUCAACGCGGCUGAUGAGGCUGAAAUCGAGCCUCUCACGCACUACAGUAGGUCUUAGAGGAUGCACAAGUUAGCCAAGGGGCUGAAGAAGAAGAAAAAGCCGAAGAAGGGCAAGAAGGGAGCGGAGGAGGAGGAGUUUGAUCCGGAAGAGCUCGAGCGUUAUCGGCGCGAGCGGGCAGAGGCCCAACAGAAAGCCGAGGAAGCCGGCGAAUCAGCCAAAGGUACCGGAUCUGACGAGUGGAAAAAGUUCCAGGCUUUGACUGCUGGCGUCGAUUCGGUUUUGAAGAAGACUCAAAAUGACCUCGAUCGGAUAAAGUCUACUUCAUUCUUCCAGCGAAAAGCGCCGUUGGAAGAGAAGAAACCAGAAGAAGCAAAGCAAGAGGACUCCAACAAAUCAUCCUCAAAGAGGUGGGUAGGCUUCGACAAGGAGGGUAAUCCAAUCGAAGCUGCACCGCCGGAGAUCAACGGUCAAGAAACAAAGGAAGAGAAAUCACUCGUUAACGAGGACGGUUUUGUAGACGUACCAGAGGACGAAGAUGAGCAAGAGGAUUCCGCCGAUGAGGAUAUCUUCGACACCACUUACGUCGACGUUCUUCAAAACAUCGACGUUCAAUUAGCUUAUAUACCAGACAGUCCGACCGAGGAAGAGACUGGGGACGAUCCCUUUGACACCACCAACGCCGACAAGGUUCUUCGUACAGUCGAUAAAAAGGGCAAUAAGCUAGUCAGUUUAGGCAAUGCUGUUGAGGUAUUAUCGGGAAGAAUCGACUAUGUAAGCACUUGCAAGAUCACCAAGGGAAGGAGACCUCGAAUUCAACAAGAUCUAUUGUUGGACGAUUUUGACGAGGCGGAACAGCUGUCGGCGGAAACUGUUGUAAACGAACCGACAGAAAUAGAAAAGACUUUACUAGAUGAUGAUAACGAUCUUCCCGAUAUUCCCGUUGACUUGACGAAAUUACCGCCUGUGCUACCAAGACCAGUCAGCCCCGUUACUCCUACAGUUAUUCAAGAGAACGCAACUUUGACUGAGAAAACAUCGAACGGUCCACUAGAUAUUUCUGAAUUUGAAGUUUUGAAGGAGAAAACGAUUUUAGAAGAAAUUCCUGAUUUGGAUGACGCUGAAUUUGAUUUAAACGCCUCGCCAAAUGAGUCGACUUGCCUCAAGGAAGCCGAUGAUCCAUUUGCCACGAAGGAGCCUGAAACAACCGAUUUUCAAACAGAGAUAAUUGAGGCCAGCUUCGAAGCGGCUACCUUUGUCGACGAGGCUGAUCCGUUUGAUACUACAUUCGCGGAUAAUAUAUUACCAGGUAAAACAGAGCUAAAAUUUAUCGAGAAAGAACUUGAAGAACUGCCUGUCUCGGAAGUAUCCAUAUCGUUAACUGAUCCCGCUGGUUUUAACAGAGAUUACGAAACUGGCCUGUUGAAGUUAGAUGAUGAACAGAAAGAUGAGCAUAAUAGUUUGCUAUCAUCAAAGAAGGACUUGUUAGGCGGUUCGACCACUGAUCUUAGUCAAUUGGCGGACGAACCAAUAGCGCCUGUUGAGGAUAUCACUUACGUUGAUCCUUUCGAUACGUCUGCAGUGAAAGAGCUUCCACCCGGUAAAACAGAGCUCAAGGUUUUAGAAAAAGAAUUACUCGGUGAACAAUCCAACAGUUGCGUCGAGGACGAUAAUGACUUUGAUCCAAGGAAGGAUGAGACGUCGGUAAAGCAGCUACCCACAAAACCGCUACCACCUAGACCAUCCGCGCCUGUUCAAUUUGCGCCAGUUGAGCCAGUGUUUACUGUCAACUUUGAAGAGGACGAGAAGGUCGAAGCGACUCCAACGAAUCUCGAGAGAAAGGUUUCCCGGCCGGAAGUUCUCGAACUAGCUCCAACUAAAGCUGUUGCGUUUGAAUUGCCGACGCCGUCAAAGAGACCCGACCUUCUCGCGACUACCGAAGAGGAGAAGACACUACCCUCUAAACCGCUGACACCGUACUAUACCCAGAAAUCUAUAGAAGAGUCAUUACCAAUAGACGACGAGGAAGUAGAUGUCGAUCCAUUCGACACGAGUUUCGUCAAUAACGUCGCGCCAGGCAAGACCGAGCUCAAGCUCAUUGAGUCAGAACUGUUGAGGCAAGAACCCAAGUUGCCUCAUAGCUUGAGCGAUCACGACUUUGAUCCGAGAUCUACCGCAGAACCAAUCAGAAGGCAGAGCGACUUCACGGCUACCUCGGUCACACCGAGCAAUUUAAAACUUGCGCAGCUACAAUCGUCGCUGAUACAAAAAGUCGAAGAGGAAGUGAUACCAAGACAAGAACCCCACAGGCAGGAGAGCAUUUUGGAUGCGGAAAUCGAAGUCGACGCAAAACCUCUGACACCUAGAAUCGAGAGUAAACCUAUCGUGGAAGAGGAGAUUUCCUAUUCGGAUCCUUUCGACACUUCCAUCGCGACGAACAUUCUGCCCGGUAAAGCGGAGUUGAAGAUAUUGGAGAGUGAAUUGCAGCAAAUUCCUCAACAACCACCACCGCGCUCUAUUGUUCUACCUACGGUGGUACCUAUCGUAGCAUCGACAGUCCCGGAAAUUGACGACUUCGAUCCUAGAGCGGACGAAGUAAAGGAGUCCCAAGACUUUUUGUCUUUAGACGGACAAGAUCCCGGCGACAAAGUGUUGACGCCGCUUCAGAAUAAAGAUCUUACUUUGGACGACGACGUGGAUCCCUUCGAUACUAGCUUCGCUACUAUCGAGCCUGGGCGGACCGAACUGAAAUUGCUCGAAUCCGAACUGAUGAAAAUCAAUUCAAUCAUGGAUUCCAAGGGUGGCAAUCCGUUCUUAAUGGACGAUUAUGCAACGGAACCGGGGGACGGUUUGCCCCCGCAGGCUUCUAAUCCUUUCCUCCAAGAUUUCACCGACGCGGCAGCUUCCGGCGCGGGCGAGAAUCCUUUUUUAAAUUUCGGCAGCGACCAAACAGCGUACGAACCACCAAUAUCCGUCGAUUCUACUAAUCCAUUUGCCUCCUUUGGCAUUGAAAGUACCGCUCCGGAUACUGGAUUCGGAGCGAUCGCCGACACUAAUACGCCAGCAACCAACGUCUUCACUAGCCAAUCAUCAAAUAUUUUCGUCACGUCCGAUAAUACGAAUGUAGAUCUGUUUGGUACGAUGACGACGACAACAGCCGAGAAACAACCGACGACGAUUGUUAGUCCGCCUCAACCAUCUCCAGCGGCAACACCUCCGUCGAAGAAUGGAAAACCGCCGCCAUCAAGACCACCUCCACCGAGACCACAACCACCACCGAUACCGCAUCCACCGGUACAACCGCCUGCCAAGAACACGAAGGAUCUGAUAUUAUCAGUUACGGGAGCAAUGGACGCUACCUCAAACCAUCUUCUGGAUCGUUUGCAAGCAACUAGAACGCCCAGUCCCACGCUGAUACACUCUCCGUCACCUACUCCGGAGCAUAGCUUUGCCGAUCUUCUGGACGUCGACAGCAAUGUGCCGGAUCUGAUCCCAGACGAUAAAGUUGUUGAGCCGCCAAAAAAUCAAGACAUCAUGGAUCUCUUUGAUGCGCCUUCUGAAGUCACCUCGACCGGUAUCUUCUCUACUUCCAUGACCACUACGGAUACUACCAGUCUUAUCACUGGAGUUUCGAUGACUACCACUACCAAAGACAAUCCCUUCGCAAGUAUGAGCGAAGAGGCACUGGUACCGCAAGCGCAGCCUACCUUUGGAAUGGAAUAUCCGGAAGAUAUUAUUAGUAACGAGAAACGGCCUUCAGUGACUUCUGCGACCCCUUUCGCGGUCAUAGAAACAGACGUUGAACAGUCUGGUACUGUCUUGGACCUCACGGAACCUGUCCCUGCGAUUCAACCUACGUUGAUAGCAGCUACUGAACUCUUUCAAGGAGUAGAACAGGUUUCUACCAAUGCUGAUGCGAACUUUUUCUCCAUGACCAAUACAAGCAUGACAACGCCCUUCGGCAUAGUCGAAACCACGUCCGCACCCUUCGCAACUGCAGCUCAGCCUUUAUUUGCUCCAUCGGAAGUCACGCAGUCAGCCUUUGCCUCGGAUCUACUCGGUGAUUUCGGAGAACCGACCAAGGAGGUCAGCAGUGGCCUGAUCUCCACCAGUCCGACUCCUGGAACAGAAUUUCCUAGAAACGAGGCUUACAGGCCCGAAGAACAAUUGGAUAACUUCGCCGCUACGACGAAGGCGAUCGAGGAUACUGGCGACUCAUUCGAUGCUUUUGCGUCCAAAUUUGAUAAGGCUGCCGAACCAGAAACCAAUGGCGGAGAUCCUUUCUUGGAUGCCUUCGGUGGCGGACCAAUCGCUAUGGACACUUCCAGCGAUGUUUGGGGAGAUUCAUCAGCAGCUGGCUCGGAAGCGACGAUCACUGGUUUUGGAGAAUCUGAUGGUUUUGAUUCUUUCUUGAGUAUGACGGCUCCACCACAGGAUACGAAAGUAAAAAGAGCUGAGUCUGCGGAAUCGGACGAGGGGCCCGAUUUCAGUGUGUUUAUCAAACCAAAAGAAGGAGAUCAGAUAACAGCAAUAGAAGGUGGACCUGUACCUACGUUAGCACCGCCGCCAAAAAGUCCGCAAAUCGCUGCGUAUGCGGAUUCCUCGCCGCGUUUCAAUCCCUUCGAUAAAUCUGGAAUCGCGCAGGAUGCUGUGGUAUCUGAGACUGCACAGACAGCCGAAAUGGCUAGGACAGAUUCUCAGGAAACCCAUCACAAUCCUUUGUUUGAUGAGGACGUUAGCCAACCGCUUGAGGAUUUCCCGCGGAUAACUUAUACCGGCGAUGGUUGGGAGAUGCAGUUGCGACAGCCGAACAAAAAGAAAAUCACAGGGCAACGUUUUUGGAAGAAGAUCUUUGUCAAACUGGUUUACCAGGGUGACAAUCCGAGUCUACAGUUGUUCAAUAAUAAAGACGACAAAGAUCCGUUUCAAGAAUUACCUCUGCUCGCUUGUUAUUCGGUAUCGGACAUCGGCGCUCAACAAUUUGAUCAAUACGGGAAGAUCUUUACAGUGAAGCUACAAUACAUCUUCUAUAAGGAAAGACCUGGCGUGCGACCCGGCCAGGUCACGAAGGCGGAACGACUUACAAACAAACUCAGCCAGUUCGCAGCGUACGCUAUUCAAGGGGAUUAUCAAGGCGUCAAGGAGUUUGGGAGUGAUUUGAAGAAAUUGGGUCUUCCUGUCGAACAUGCACCUCAGAUCUCUCAGUUAUUCAAACUUGGUUCCCAAUGUUUCGAGGACAUGAAACAAUUUUCUUGUGCUAUCGAGGAAGCACUCUUCAGGUUACCGGCGCAUCGUGAUCGGGCUCUAACUUACAAAAUGGAAGAAGUUCAGGUAACAGUCGUGGAUGAGCUGUAUGUCGAGCAGAACGCAGAGGGUCACGUAGACAAGCAAAUCGCACGCGUUCGUCUUUUCUUCCUGGGUUUCCUUUCCGGUAUGCCCGACAUAGAAUUAGGAAUAAAUGAUAUGUGGCGACAAGGUAAAGAGGUUGUUGGUAGACACGAUAUCAUCCCCGUCGUAACGGAAGAAUGGAUUCGCCUGGAGAACGUCGAGUUCCAUUCAUGCGUUCAGCAGGACGAGUACGAAAAAUCAAGGAUAAUAAAGUUCAAGCCGCCUGAUGCAUGUUACAUUGAACUGAUGCGGUUUCGCGUAAGACCGCCUAAAAAUAGAGAACUACCGCUUCAGCUAAAAGCUGUUAUGUGCGUUACCGGGAACAAGGUGGAGUUGAGAGCAGACAUUCUCGUGCCUGGUUUUGCAUCCAGAAAAUUGGGCCAAAUACCAUGCGAAGACGUGAUGGUUCGCUUCCCUAUACCUGAGUGUUGGAUCUACCUCUUUAGGGUGGAGAAACACUUCAGAUAUGGCUCGGUAAAAUCAGCACAUAGAAGAACAGGGAAGAUUAAGGGUAUCGAGAGAUUCUUGGGUGCUGUCGAUACGUUAGAACCGCAGCUGAUGGAAGUAACUUCCGGCCAGGCGAAAUAUGAGCAUCAACAUCGCGCCAUCGUAUGGAGGAUGCCUAGGUUGCCAAAAGAGGGUCAAGGUGCGUACACGACGCAUCAGCUGGUUUGCCGUAUGGCCCUCACCUCUUACGAUCAGAUCCCUGAAAAUCUCUCGGAAUAUUGUUACGUAGAGUUUACAAUGCCGGCGACACAAGUAUCUCAUACAACUGCGAGGAGCGUCAGUCUCCAGAACAGUGACAGUGAUGCGCCUCCAGAGAAGUAUGUUCGCAAUUUGUCGCGUCACGAAUACAGGGUAGGGAUUGAGCAUACGCAAGGUGAAGGGCCGGGUGCGUAUGUCACGGCGACGGUCACGAAGAAAAUCCCUGAGACCAUGCCAGAAGUUCAAGAAACGCCCGACGCACCGGCCGAAUCUGAUUCCGAUUCUUCAGAGUAACAUGAGUAAUCAUGGUGGAUAAGUCAAUGUUGAUUGAUCGUCUCCGCGUUGCAAUAAUUAGUACAGUAAGCGUCAAAAAAAAUGCGACUCUUACAACUAAUAUUUCAAUUAUCGGUUUAAUUAUUAUAAAUAAAAUGAGUAGAGCCGGGGACAAAUUUGAUUAAAACAUAAAUAUUUAGUUCAUCUACUGUCGUACGAGUAUUUGAAACUGUCAAAUAGUUGCACGACUACUUAAGCAAAAUCACAUGUCUUUUUUUUUCAAGAUACCCAAUUUUUGUAUAGUUCCGUUCGUAUAUGCGUUCGGUGAUCAAAUGUCGUUCAGUCCGCCCGAGAUAUUGUUUUAAGAUCCAAUUUAACCACUCUUUGGAGAGUGUGUUUGAACUAGUAUUUGCCUCCUUUCUGUCAUUUUUUUGUAUGGAGUGGACAGGAUUUUAGACAAUCUUGCCAUUGACCAAUCCAAUAAGAGUUCAUGCUGUUCGUGAACAAUUAUAUCGCCUAAUUUCCUAGGAAUUACGAACUCUGAUAAUACAAAGUCCAAAUUUGAGACAUAAGACGUUCUUAAGAUGUCUUUUAGAUGCCAAAGAUAUGUCUCGAUUUUGGACACUUUGUGUUGUCUGAGAACUUAUUGAUAUUUGAUUAGGUACCAAUUUUUUUUAACACACAGAAUACAAUACGCGGAACGGUGGCAAUUCACAAGCUGACAAAUUUCUUGAAUUAGAUUUUGGAUAUGGAGCAAAUCGUAUAUUUUUUUUUAUCGAACAUUUUUAAUAUACGAGAGAGAGAUUGACAAAAAUAUAAAAUUAUUAUUACAACUUUAUAAUAUAUUAAAAGUGAUGCUUCCAUUAUACAACAGAUGGCGUUACUAUGUCAUAUUCAGCUAACAUAAUAGUGAUUAAAAAAAAGUCGCAUUUUUUUUUGCAUAUACUGUAUAUUAUUAAGAAGAUAGAAAACUAGGACUAUAAAAAGGGUAUGGGUUACAUAAGUCGAUUGGUAAAAAGUUAUAUAUGGGUGCAAUGAUACACUAGUCGUUUAAGCGGUGAACAUAAGGAUAGUAUUUAUAAUUCGUUCUUAUUUUAAGACCGUUUUAAGUAAUAUUUGAAAAUGUUUACAGCUCUGCGGCCGGUAUUUAUAGUCCGUUCUUAUUAGAAGACGUUCUUAAGUAAUGUCUUAAGAUGCUAAUGUGGCUCUGUAAUAUUAGUUCAUGACAUCUAAAGACUGUACUCAAGACGAUCCUACAUACAAGAAUCGCGAGUAUAUACACCAGCCUCUGAUUGGCUUAUGACAUCUUAAAAUUAUUUCAGACAGUCUUAAAUAUAGAACCGAUUAUGAAUACCGGCCAUAGAUAAUAUAUCAUGUACAUGUUACUAGUCUGUAUACAGAGAGAAAAUUCACACGAAUAGACCACGAGAUGUUUCAUAAGUUUGCUGAUAGUUGUAAUAAACGGUGGAUGAUUUUACACUUGAGAAAGUAAACACUUCGCGCGAUCGUUCAUCAGUUUAAAAAUAAUUGGCCCGAUAAUUAUUACGAUUGAAGGAAACGGAAUCAGAAAAGACUAAAAUUAGUCAACUUACAAGAUCCUUAAAUGCAUCGAUCGUUGAACGAUCAAGUUAAUCAGAGCCAUGCAGCAUGCUAAAGAGAUAAUUUAUCUGAAUAAGAAUUUCCAGAAUAAGAAUUACGAAUGUACAAAUUAUUCUCGACUUUUUAUCGAGAUUCUCACAUCUAUUUGGAAUUGAAUAUUGUAUAUUAUUCUUUUUUUUUUCGAUUUUCGAAUUAAUUGCUAUGAUAUGUUCACAAAAUAAUGAUUGACAGCGAGCAAUUUACGAAACAUCUCGUCCACAUUCUCGUGUAACAUAGCGGCUAAUGACAAGUAAAUAAUUAAAGGGAAAAUAAUUUGAAAUAUGGAAAGACAAUACCGGUUUUCUGUUUCAUUUAGCUUAUUAAGUCGUAGAGCAACGAAAAGCUUUGUGUCCGUAAAGUGCGUUAAUUUAUGACAUUUUAAAGAUGUAAAAACAUUUUCAUAGGCGAUCGUAAUGAAUUGAAAUUGUUGAUGAAAACAUUUGCACGCUGUGUGUUUUUUAAACAGAUGACACAAUUGUUUAUUGGGAA
This is a messenger RNA of Trachymyrmex septentrionalis, 8626 nucleotides long. RefSeq names its product protein stoned-B-like. Bases 197 to 6520 code for a protein of 2107 amino acids. The transcript has 13 exons. Gene Ontology annotation, molecular function: clathrin-cargo adaptor activity. Gene Ontology annotation, biological process: synaptic vesicle endocytosis; clathrin-dependent endocytosis; intracellular protein transport. The record is from RefSeq and is a predicted model, not a curated record. NCBI's taxonomy places the organism in Eukaryota, Metazoa, Arthropoda, Insecta, Hymenoptera, Formicidae. Gene Ontology annotation, cellular component: synaptic vesicle; AP-2 adaptor complex.